CGAGCAGAACUGGCAUCAAAGACAACAACCGCACUUAUCCGUGUUGUUGACGAGCUCAUCAUAGAGGAUGAGUCUCAAACGGACUUCCAUGCUCCGUUAUCAGUAAGGAAAAUGCCAAGCAAAUGGUUAUUUCCAGGAGUAUGCCUCAGAUACAAUAAAGAAUCUCGAUCCAGGUGCUUCAAGUGUAAAGACCGGUGGAAAAAUGAGAGCGAAGAAGAUGGUGAUGGGUGGUAUUUCCAACUUAGAGCAAUCAUGCAAAAAAUGACUAAUCGUGCAGAAGGGUAG
Molecule: messenger RNA, 285 nt
Organism: Dovyalis caffra
Lineage: Eukaryota; Viridiplantae; Streptophyta; Magnoliopsida; Malpighiales; Salicaceae
Source: the annotation of a GenBank genome assembly